Messenger RNA from Blepharisma stoltei, 300 nucleotides. NCBI's taxonomy places the organism in Eukaryota, Ciliophora, Heterotrichea, Heterotrichida, Blepharismidae. The record is from the annotation of a GenBank genome assembly.
AUGGCAAACUCUGAGGAAUCAAAAAUUCAAUCGCUAACAAAGAUAUUACAUAUAAUCUGGAUGGGUGGUCCAAUCCCCAAAAAACGAUUAAAUAAUAUUAAUAAAACUGGUCAAGGCGCAUUGACUUUAUAUAUUAUGAACGGAUCAAUACCUAUAUGUAGCAAAUUGAUACCUUCCAAAACUGGAAUCUGUGAUCAGGAUUGAUUAAGAAUAUCUACAAAAAAGUCUUUCGAUAUAGAAAAUCUGAUAGAAGAAGCAUUAAGAAAAUUGAAUUCGAAGUCAGGUAUGAGCAAGUUUUAA